AGAGAGAAUUCUUGCAUACUCACCGAUCUCUGCCUUAUGUGACCCGGUGCUUUUCGUUGAACAGAACCUCCCAAGAACAACGAUGGCGAAGACGAAGAUAAAUAAUCGCCAGCGCGAUACGACAGAGAACCGAGUGGACCACGAGCCGAGAUCUCCAUGCGGUAUAAAUCGUCGACGACCGAUUAAAUGGGAUCUCCGACAGGAGCAUCUGUUUCUAGCAGUGGCGCUCGAGAUGAGUCCAUUGAAGCCCGACUUCAGGGCCGUCGCAGAAGAAUUGGGGACUAGUAUCGUUUCAGCGGAUACACUUCGAAAGAAAUUGCCUGAGAUUUAUAAACGUGCAAGAGCAGUGCUGGAUGAGAGACGGCAAACCAGUGAACGGUUCAUCCCCGACGAUCUUGAGGAAGGUUCAGGAGAGGAAUCAGAGGAAGAGAGUGACAUGUGCUCUGAAUCGUCGUCUCCAGCUCCUGCUACACCACAAUCGAGAAAGCGGACAUACCAGAGAACAUACGGAAACAAGAAUAGACAAAAACGCUCUCGCCAGGACCAUCGAUCUGCCCGCGCUGCCAGAUACGAUACACCAGGAAGGACCUCGCCGAACAAUAGUACUGCAAGCCCAGGUACUGAGACAAGUAACGGGGCAUAUUCACCACCUGAAACCGGGAGAUUCAAAUCGGUGCAGAUUCCCACUCCCUUCUCAAACAGGACUCAAGCCGAUCAGCGCGGUCGCAGUCCCGCUAAUCGAAGGGGUGCAAGCAAAUCGAUUAGAAGGAAAUCACGGCCACGACCACAACCUCGAAAACAAGGACGUGGAGAUCAAUAUUCAUCCCCAAGCCGAUAAUCGAAACCUCAGACUAAGAAUGACGAGGGUAAGCCGCACACGAGGGGUGAGAUGCAGGGGAAUAAUAUCAGAUACAAAGUCAACAUGGACAUGUCCUCCAGCACUUGACAUAUGUGUACUUUAUCUGUUGCCCAUGGUGGCUUCGGGCGUUUCUAGAUAGG
Messenger RNA from Paecilomyces variotii, 999 nucleotides. RefSeq lists its product as hypothetical. The record is from RefSeq and is a predicted model, not a curated record. Lineage: Eukaryota; Fungi; Ascomycota; Eurotiomycetes; Eurotiales; Thermoascaceae. The transcript has 3 exons. The coding region runs from base 83 to 838 and encodes 251 amino acids.